Callorhinchus milii (elephant shark) is the source of this 5558-nucleotide messenger RNA. RefSeq names its product ligand of numb-protein X 2a (gene lnx2a). The record is from RefSeq and is a predicted model, not a curated record. NCBI's taxonomy places the organism in Eukaryota, Metazoa, Chordata, Chondrichthyes, Chimaeriformes, Callorhinchidae. The transcript has 11 exons. Gene Ontology annotation, molecular function: ubiquitin-protein transferase activity; protein binding. Bases 163 to 2394 code for a protein of 743 amino acids.
GGGGGGCGGGGGUUUGUUACCGAGGACCAGCCUGAAGUCGGUGUCUGUUGAACGCGAAUGAUGAAACUGUCGUUACUGGGUCAUGAUAGAUUGUCAUGAAAAUACUGAUGGCUUGAGUAGUUGAUUCACUGAAUAAUAGCAACAGUGCCAAAGUGAUUCACCAUGAGUACUGCUAAUGGUGACAUUUGUCCAGAGGAACAAGACCCUCCUUUAAACCCUUUAUGCUUUGAGUGUGGAGAACAGCACUGGACAAGGGAAAACCAUCUGUACAACUAUCAGCAUGAAGUGGAUGAUGAUCUGGUUUGCCACAUCUGUCUUCAGCCCCUGUUACAGCCACUGGACACCCCCUGUGGCCACACAUUCUGCUAUAAGUGCCUGCAGAAUUUUUUGCAAGAAAAGGACUUCUGUCCCUUGGAUCGCAAAAGGCUUCACUUUAAAUUGUGCAAGAAGUCCAGCAUUCUUGUUCACAAACUGCUGGACAAACUGCUGGUGUCCUGUCCAUUUGGAAAUCUCUGUAAGGAGGUGGUACAGCGGUGUGACCUAGAAGCACAUCUUAAACACAGGUGUUCUGGAGCCUCAAACCACAGAGCUGCUUUAGAGAGACGUAGGUAUUGCAGACUUCAAGCUGAGAGUGGUAAUGAUAGCAAGUCAACUGUGGCAAAUCAAGAAAGUCGGGGACUGCCAGAUACAGGCCAGUUACAGACAUCUGUGUCUGAGAUGACAACAGGGAGACAUAGCUCUGCCUCAGCAGCAUCAGUUGGUACAGAUGAACAUGGACAGGACAAUCUUGCCUUCGAUGAGGGCACUGAAGGUGAAGGUGUCACUGAAAAUGGUGUCUCGACUGUGGAUUUUCAGCCAAUCUGUGCAACAAGACAACUGAGUAACGCCUGCAUCUAUCUUCACCGAACUAACAGCACCGCAAGCUCAGAUCUCAGAGAUGAACCACAAAGUCCAGCUUCGGAGGAAGCAUUGCCAAAGCUAACCAGUGUACCCGAAGGAGAGAUCACUACUAUAGAAAUCCAUAGGCCCAGUCCAUGUACCGAAUUAGGUCUGAGUGUUGUAGGUGGAAAUGAAACUCCUUUGAUUAAUGUUGUAAUUCAAGAAGUUUACCGAGAUGGAGUCAUUGCAAAAGAUGGACGGCUUGUGUCUGGUGAUCAGUUAUUGCAGGUGAAUGGAAUUGACAUCAGCAAUGUGCCUCACAAUUAUGCUAGGUCUGUACUUUCACAGCCAUGCUCUGUCAUGCAUCUCACAGUACUAAGGGAGAGGCGAUUUGGGGGCCGAACACAUAUCCACGAUGGUAGUUCUACACGAGAAGAUGGCUUUCAUGUGACUCUACUAAAAAGGGACACAAGUGAGCAGCUUGGCAUUAAAUUAGUUCGUAGAACUGAUGAGACAGGAGUCUUCAUUCUCGACCUUUUAGAAGGAGGCUUGGCUGCUCAGGAUGGUAGGCUAUGCAGCAAUGACCGGGUGCUUGCAAUAAAUGGACAUGACCUGAAGCAUGGAACACCAGAGCUCGCGGCUCAAGUCAUCCAGGCUAGUGGAGAGAGGGUUCAUUUAAUAAUCUCCAGGACAGGAAAACAGCAACUGUCAAAUAUUAUUCGAGAAUUGGGGCCUCAUACAAACUAUCAACAUCUAUCCCUGCAACAACAUACACAGACCCAGUAUCAUACAAGAGUUGGUGUUCAUAAGGACUUUUCUCAGUGUGUCACUUGCCAAGAAAAACAGAUCACUGUAAAGAAGGAGCCUCACGAAUCUCUAGGAAUGACUGUAGCAGGAGGCCAAGGUAGCAAAAGUGGUGAACUGCCCAUCUUUGUCACCAGUGUGCAGCCACACGGAUGCCUCGGUAGAGAUGGAAGGAUCAAACGUGGAGAUGUUCUUCUGAGUAUCAACAGUAUUGACCUGACAUGUCUGAGUCACACUGAGGCAGUGGCUACCCUGAAAGCCAGUGCUGCCUCCCCAGUUGUUGUACUGAAGGCACUGGAAGUACAGACGAUAGAAGAGCAGGGCCAAGCUGCCGAUGAACACCUGAGCACAACCAGUGAGAACGAAUGUGAUGCCAGUUGGUCACCUUCAUGGGUCAUGUGGCUGGGAUUACCCAGCUACCUUCGUAGCUGCCAUGAUAUUGUCCUACGGAGGAGUAACUCAGGAAGUUGGGGAUUUAGCAUUGUUGGUGGUUUUGAAGAACAUCACAAUAAUCAGCCCUUUUUUAUCAAAACAAUUGUAAUUGGGACACCUGCUUAUUAUGAUGGAAGACUGAAAUGUGGUGACAUGAUUGUAGCAGUAAAUGGGCUGUCAACUGGAGGCAUGAGCCAUUCUGCACUUGUUCCAAUGCUGAAAGAACAACGAAACAAAGUAACUCUAACUGUUGUAUCGUGGCCUGGAAGCCUUAUUUAAACAAAUCCGAUGAAGGAUCGUACAUUGUGAAAGGAAACUGAAUUAAAAGAGUGAAGGACUCACAGGAUUUUUGUUGAUCAGUGACCAGCAGGAUAUAAAGCUAUAACCUCUUUUGUAAAGUUUUAAAAUAUUCACAUUUGCAACUCUCAUUAUGUGGUGAACAAAUUGACUCAACUGUUUUUGAAGUAACAUCUUCUUUUUCAUACAGAUGUAAUGAAAGAAAAUUAAUCAGUGUUCAAAGGUAGCAGAAAAUCCAUAUUCUGAUAUGAUCGCUUUGGAACGUCCUCCCGACAUGAAAGGCACUAUACAAAUGUAAUUUGUUGUUGCCGAUCAUUACCCACAGAUCUCAAAAGCCUUACAAAUUGGAUAAGUUUCAGACAGUUAAAGCCAGUCCACGCCUUACAGUAACUUUAAACCUCAUUACUAUAAAUAUGAGCUCCAGUAUAAAAUAAGUAUUAAAAACAUAAUUCAGCUACUGAGUGUGAAUUCAUGCCCAUCAAUCCUCAUGAUAAGCUGCUGUUUUUACGUGCACUUAAUUGUUACUUCAGCAUUUAUCGCUAUAGGAUUCAUUUCACAUUUGCUGCAGUAUGUUUUUGUUAUAGUGAAAUGGUUUGUAACAUUUGCAUCAACGGGGCAAAAGUCUAUCACACAAAAUUAGGCAUGCAAUGUGGAUAUAUUUGAUAUACACCAAAUGUACACGUGUACUAAGCCUAGUUUAAUUUAGCUGCUUUUAAGGUUCAAGCCCCAAGACCUAUUAUAAGCUGUUAAGAGUGCCUGUGUUUUAUAAGAGUUCAUAUUUAAUUGUUUGAAAUAGCUUUUUUAAAGUUUUCUUUAUUGUUUCAUUACCUCAACACAGUAGUUGACUUCAGAUAGGGUCCUGUGGGACUAAUUACGUAAACAUUGGGACUUUGUUGCCAAAAAAGUUUCAUCUAAUAAUGGAAAUUCUCUGAAAACAAAAAUCAGUAGAUUCUAUAUAAUGUAUGUUUAUAUUGGAUUAUAUUUAUGACUUUGGAAUUAUGGUUAUAAAUCUUUCAAUCGUAGUUCAGAUUCCAUAAUACAAAAAUACAUGAACGGCUGGAUCUUCAUUGUAGCCGCCACUUUUAGCUAGGUUGAAAUUAAAAUGUUGCGAAAAAGGUAAUUUUUAAAAUAAAAUGUAAUUAAUGCAACAUCUGCACUAAUGAAAGUGAUCAACAUUCUCUUCUUUGGGCACAUUAAGAUGUGCAUAAAUUCCAAACCAUGAAUCAUCCUUUGCAUUUAGUUGUCCGACACAACUGUGAAUGUGGAUUCAGGAAAACACUUAUAUGUAUUAAAUGGUAAGAAUAUUCCUUUGUAACACAGUUUAUGUACACUUUCUUUGUGACUGAAUGAGUCUGGAAGAAAUACAACACAAACCUACAUAGCACUGUACACAGGAAAAAAUUGUAGUCAUUAUGAGUAUUCCAAUAGUGUUCACUUUUGUACAGAUUAAUAACUGUGUAAUAUGAGUCUAGAAAGAACAGACAUACUGUAGGUUCCUUCAAUUUAUGACCUGCAGUGAAGUGUAAACUGACACAAACUUAAUUUGCUUCAAUUAGUACAUUUUAAUAAAGAUUAGUAAGGUUAUACAUAUCAAGGUUAUAGGUUUCAUAUAAUCAAAUUAAUGCUUACAGCAAGUUGGUACAGUUCACUACAAUGAGUUGCUCAGACCAAUACAGUAACUUUGAUAGAGGAAUUGACUUGUUAACAUGCAUCUAUCCAUGUUGAUUGUAGUAUAUGCCUCUUUCUUCGAGAUUGGUUGUGGUUAGCUACUCCACUCUUCCGAUUUAACCCCAAAAUCUCUUGUUCUUAACAUCUUUUGGUAAUUUUUGCCAGUCUGUUCAAUGUGUUGUUAAAAACACCAGCUGCAAACUAAGGACAAAUUUUAUCUUCCAUGCUAAAGAAAAUCUUUGUUCUUUAUUCUUCCACCUGUCCUGGCAGCCAUGUAUUUGCAUCAUAUAGUCGGUCAUCUUUUAUGAAGCAAACAAUUUCAUAAGUCUUUGUGAUUUGGGCAACUUUCUUGGAUUGCUUACAAUACUCAGUGUUCCCAUAUUUAAGUAAUGCAGUAAUUCCCAUAUUUAAGUAAUACAGUAAUUCACAAUUAAUGUCACAGCAGAACUGAUUCCUUUCAGAAUACAAUCGAGUUUUGAGAUCAUCUUUAAUGGUUUGCAAUUAAUUGAUGAACUGAAUUUUCAAAGAAAGUAAUUGUAAUGUAAAUGGUCUGUUAUUUAAUUGAGCUGCCAAUGCAUAUUUAAAGGUAGAAAUGAAAGAUGAAUUUUCAACAUUUGCCUACCCAUAAUGUAAGUAUCAAGUACACAAUACCAUACAGUGUUUAAACAGAAAUAAAAUUGUGUUCAGAAUUGUCUGGAUUUAAGAAAAACUUAGGCUAUUUAAGGUUCUCUAUUGUGAGCCAGAAAUUCUUGAGUUUAUAAAAAGGUCAGUUUACCUUGUCUCAGUUAAAGGACACUUGGAAGGGCUCGGGAGAAUUGCAUAGCUGUAAAUGCACAAGUAACAGUAAAUAUUCAACCGCUGAGAGAAUGGUCAUGGUAUAUCACAGAGAUGAGAAGCCGGCCCAGGAGCAAAGAGGGCUUGUUAUUUUUAGUCAGCCAGUGUUUUGACACAAGCAGAAAGCCAUCACCAUGCUUAAUAGUAUCCAAACCAGAUUGUGAUUUCCACAUGCCACCUACCCAAGGAAAUUCCUACAUAUGGAAUAUGCAUUCUCUCUUUAGAGGGACGCUCUUGCUUACCUUAUUCUGGAGAGGUAUUCGGCACAGAAGCCAAGGCUUGGGGACCGCAGAGUGCUUUGUGCUACUGCUGGAGUUUAACCAGCUUAUGCAGCAAAGCUUGCUAUUGUGAGCCACACAACUCUCAGUAGGUGUUACUCCAGGCAGCUACUGCAUGAGCUACCUGAACAUGACAGAGAAGCAAUGUAUGAGAAAGCAAAGGUUCACCUGGGAAACUACAACUAAUGUAUGCCAUCUGCUGCCUGAGGACCUGCAGAGAUUAUUUUAAAUGUCUGUAUAUUAAUUAAAUGGCUAUAUAUAGUCACAGAAUGGUUAUUUCACAUUCCUAUUUAAUUUUGCUGCAUACUGUAUUUCCUUUGGGGUUUUUUUGCACAAUCCAUCCUUUAAUAAAUAAUGAGACAAAGA